UAUGCUGGUAUGGUUACCGCUGUGGAUGAAGCUAUUGGUAACGUAACAGAUGCAAUGAAAAAGAAAGGGAUUUGGGAUGACACGUUGAUGGUGUUCACGACAGAUAAUGGAGGCAGACCCAUAUAUGGAGGAUAUAACUGGCCUUUACGCGGAAUGAAACUGACACUCUGGGAGGGAGGAGUUCGUGGUGUGGGUUUCGUCCAUGGAUCAAUGAUUGAAAAGAAGCCCCGUAAAUGUAAUGAACUCUUACACGUGACUGAUUGGUUUCCCACUCUUUCAGCGAUUGCAGGGUUCGAUGAGUUCGACCAAAACAUCGAUGGUUUCAAUAUGUGGGAUACGAUAUCAAAAGGCGCUGCGUCCCCAAGAACAGAGAUCCUGCACAAUAUAGACGUCAAUGAUUCUAGCGUUCCUCUAUGUCAGGGCAUUGCUCUACGAUCAGGAAACAUGAAGUUGAUUAUGCAAGUAAUGGACUUACCCUGGUUCAAACCUCCCGAGCUUGGGAAAAGUGGCCGAGCAGAUAGUGAUAAAUCCAAUGAGGAAUUUGUCAUUAAAGAAGCAUUGUUUAACAUCACUGCUGAUCCAGAAGAACGAAAUGACUUAAGUGCUAAGCUCCCGGAUGUCCUUGCUAGGAUGAAGGCUCGCGUAGAUUUUUACAAGAAAGGUAUGGUCCCAAAGAGGAAUCAGCCUGAGGACCCAGACGCUGAAAUCACGGCUAAACGGAACGGUGCAUGGACUCCGUGGCGUGGUUCAAUAGGCCACUGAUGUUUUAUCCUCACCAGUUACUAAGGUGGUUUCAGAGAUUUCCCUGGAUGAAUUAAUAUAACUCGUUAAUUUAGACAUCUAUGUCUUUAAUUUAAGAGAAAUUAUUGCACUUCAGUGCUGCGGUAGUUCAAUGUCUGAACCUUAUUGUAUAAAGAAAUCAAUACAUUAAAAAGUUCUUCACUCCA
Molecule: messenger RNA, 947 nt
Organism: Exaiptasia diaphana
Lineage: Eukaryota; Metazoa; Cnidaria; Anthozoa; Actiniaria; Aiptasiidae
Product: arylsulfatase B
Source: RefSeq, a predicted model, not a curated record